AUCGGAUCAUAAAAGCAAAAACAGAAAUAAAACAAAACAAAAAGAAAAGCAAAAAAAUAUUUCCAAUACAAAGACCUAAGAAACGCCAAAAGCUUCUUCAAUACUAAUGAUAGAACAAAACCAACGAUAUCUCUACCAGCAGUCAUAAAAACAAGUCUCUCUGUUUCUCCUCUUUCUUAGUAAGCUCCAGUUCUGCGAGUUAAAUUCUUUAACUUAACUCUGUAAUGGAGGUUUUGGCACUGAGUUAUCAGCUCCGAGUUGCGGUUUAUAUGUUGAUUUCUCCACUGUUGGAUCCUCCUUCAUUUACUUUAAUAAACAAGUCCUGUUUGUAGUGCUUCGCUUUUGCUUUGGAUUCUUAUGCUCACUUUAGACUGUGAUCUCGACGUUGAUUCGCUGAAAUCUCGCAGAUCUAACGUGUAAUUUUAUAAUAAUCAACGGCAUCGGUGAUGUCGGUGCUUGCAGCAGCGAAUACCACUGAAGUACCAAGAAAAGUCUGCAGUCUGUUGCUGCAGCUUUUGGUUGUUGCAUGUUAUGUAAUUCCCACCACCGAUGCCGAUUUGGUUGAUAAUCAAUUUUUCAAAGAAUGGAUAGUACCUCCAAGUGGAGCGCCUUUGCCUGCACCAGCUAUUCCAGAUCUUCCCCUCCCAGCCAACUUGCCACUGUUUCAUAGACCACCAAGAAAACAUUUAGCGCCAGUUCUUGCACCAUCAAUUGUGGUAGCACAUGCCAAACCUCCUAAUUAUGAUCCACUAAUAGCUUUCAGUCAUCCCCCUACCAGUUCGCGUUUGUCGAAACCAUCAAUGAAGAAAAAUCCAUUACUGCCUCCUGGUGUUGGAUUGAUAGAUGUUGCACCAACACAAUCCAGCGCUGGUGCAAAUGCUACUGGUUUAGCUCAGCCGCCAUUAUCUCCUUAUGUCUCUGGUGAGACAAUUAAAAAUUUUACAAUUUCUAUUUUUAUACUUUCAUGUUUCAUUUGCAAAUAUUUUAUUGUCAAAGAUAAAGUGUCAAUAUCUAUUAAUGCUUCCUACUCAAACUAGAGCAAAUUUCUGCAAGAAUUAGCUUCUCAGCUUGAUUUGCUCGUUUCUCAAAUUGAGCUGAUCAACUUUUAUGUACUUAGCUUAUCAAGAUUAAAUAUCUCAAUGGACAUUACUCCUCAUACGGGAAUCAGCUUCUCCGCCAGUGAUGUGUUAUUAAUAAACUCUUCACUGGCAUUGCACAAGGUUCAUUUCGACUCAAGUCUUGUGGGUGAUUACAGACUUCUCAAUUUUACCUGGUUUGAACCCCCAGCACCUUCGCAAGCUCCUACUAUUGCUCCAUCACCUUUGCAAGCACCAGCACAUCAAUCUGUGAGUUCCACAUCAGUUGGUGCUUCGAACAGCGGCAAACAUACAAAUUUAAUUGUUAUACUUGCUAUUGGUGCUGGCAUUCUGAUCAUUGCUAUAAUAUCUAUGCUUAUAAUUUGCUCAUGCGCAUUUCAUGGACGGAAGCCUAAAGGAGGAUCUCCUAAAGCAACUGUGAAGCCAAGGACUGUAGAAGCAGUUCCAGCUGGAGGAUCUCUUCCACAUCCUACCAGUACACGGUUUCUAGCCUAUGAAGAACUUAAAGAAGCAACCAACAACUUUGAACCUGCAAGCAUACUUGGAGAGGGUGGGUUUGGUAGAGUUUUCAAGGGUGUCUUAAGUGAUGGUACUGCUGUAGCAAUUAAAAGGCUUACUAGUGGAGGGCAGCAAGGGGAUAAAGAAUUUCUAGUUGAGGUUGAGAUGCUUAGCAGAUUGCAUCACCGUAAUCUCGUCAAACUUGUGGGCUACUAUACCAGUCGCGACUCUUCACAAAAUCUACUGUGUUAUGAACUUGUUCCAAAUGGAAGCUUGGAGGCCUGGCUGCAUGGUCCUCUUGGUGUAAAUUGUCCUUUGGAUUGGGACACUAGAAUGAAGAUUGCACUUGAUGCUGCAAGGGGACUUGCAUACCUGCAUGAGGACUCACAACCCUGUGUUAUCCACAGAGAUUUCAAGGCAUCCAAUAUAUUGCUUGAGAACAAUUUCAAUGCUAAAGUUGCUGAUUUUGGAUUAGCCAAACAGGCACCUGAAGGCAGAGCAAACUACCUUUCCACUCGUGUGAUGGGCACAUUUGGGUAUGUGGCACCUGAGUAUGCUAUGACGGGACAUCUACUAGUAAAAAGUGACGUUUACAGCUAUGGAGUUGUCCUCCUUGAGUUGCUGACAGGAAGGAAACCUGUAGAUAUGUCACAACCAUCUGGGCAGGAAAAUCUGGUCACUUGGGCCAGGCCGAUCCUUAGAGACAAAGAUAGGCUAGAAGAGCUUGCUGAUACAAGGCUUGGGGGAAAAUAUCCAAAAGAAGAUUUUGUACGCGUUUGCACCAUUGCAGCAGCUUGUGUUGCUCCGGAGGCAAACCAACGACCGACAAUGGGUGAAGUGGUUCAGUCACUUAAAAUGGUACAGCGUGUCACAGAAUAUCAGGAUUCUAUGUCAGCUUCUAACACCCGGCCGAACAUGAGACAGUCGUCUACUACCUUCGAGUCCGAUGGAACAUCCUCAAUAUUUUCCUCGGGUCCUUACUCAGGUCUAAGUGCCUUUGAUAAUGACAACAUCUCUCGAACGGCAGUUUUCUCGGAAGAUCUUCAUGAAGGACGAUGAAUGCCUUCUUUUGAUUUGAAAAGCAUUCUUUUGAUCGACCAAUAUACGAUUUGUGGAUAAAUUUGAAGAUGGCAAGAUGCUGAUAGGAAUUCUUUUGAGGAAAUGGCAUAGAUUUCGCAGUUGUGAUUGGUGGAGUUGGUGGGUUUUUUUGGGUUGUGCCUUGCGGGAUGUCACUGCAAAAUUUUCCCAAAGGCAGUGGUUACCUACAUGGUUGACGAAAUUUUGUAUAUAGUACUUUCUAGAGCUUUGUCUUACUGGAUUAUUUUUCAAUGGUCUUUGCUUAAAUCUUCUUUUCUUUCGUCCCAUA
Messenger RNA from Jatropha curcas, 2961 nucleotides. NCBI's taxonomy places the organism in Eukaryota, Viridiplantae, Streptophyta, Magnoliopsida, Malpighiales, Euphorbiaceae. The record is from RefSeq and is a predicted model, not a curated record.